UGACAGUUCUCAAUGCUGAAGCAGAUAUUUAAAGCUGUGGUGCCCAGCUCAUUAUGCGCAAGGAAUUGGGAUUUGACAGGGACAUACGUAAGGUCUCCGUUUGAAGUUUUUUUCUUUCUAGUUAUUUUAUUCUUUUUACCCCUUGUAUGCUCAAUCUCAAUUUUUACCGCUCUUGGUGUAUACUCUCCUUCAUUUUUCACCUAGACAGCUUCCGGCUCGCGGUUGUGAUAAUUAAUUGACUGUUAUACUGCGGUCCUGUCGAUCACCGAGGAGCAGCUCUUUACUGUUCUUUGUAGACCCCCCGUAUAAUUGCGCAAUACUACUCUUUGCCGAUCACAUCGUCGUCCCUCGAUCUCCCCACUCGUUCCCACUUCUUAAGCUUCUCUCGAGAUGUCGGAGGACGCAGGUGCCACAGGAGCGUCCGCUGCUCAUGCGCAACAACACUAUGGCGAACCGACCGCGCUUCAUAUCUCGACCCAGCAAGAAAAGAGACAACCUACUGCUCAGGAAGAUGUAUAUCCUAUAUCGCCUAGUCGGAAUACAACGACUCCAAACCCAUUCAGCCGGAGAAACACGAGCAUGGAUAUAGAUGCUUAUUUUACCGGCCCUCGUGAUCUCUCUAAACACUCGAAAUGGCCUCUAUUCAUGCAGCUACAUGGCAGCAUUCUGCCCAAAAUGAUUGUCCCACUACUUGUCGUCGCCGCCUGGGCGAGUCUUGUGACCGUCGUCUCAAAGACGGUUCCAGGGGUUAACUUGGGAAUCAGUUCUAUCUUGCUCACUGUCACCGGUUUCGUCGUGGGUUUGGGUCUAUCUUUCCGCAGCUCGACGGCGUAUGAGCGAUAUGCCGAGGGCAGAAAAUACUGGAGCCAGUUGAUAUUCGCCUGCCAAGGCCUCGGUCGAGUCUUCUGGAUAAACGCCGUCGAACGCGAGGGAUCUUCCAAGAAGGACCUGCUAGCGAAAUUGACCGCCAUGAAUUUAAUCGUAGCCUUUGCGGUAUCCUUGAAGCACAAGCUCAGAUUCGAACCGUAUACGUACUAUGACGACCUCGUGGAGUUAGUCGAUCAUCUUGACACCUUUGCUAAAUCUGCCACGGAAGAAAAUGCGAUGAAGCCGAAGUCAGGAUUGUUCAAGGCGGUCGGAGAGAAUCUCGGUUUAUCAUUUGCAGCUUCGAACCCCCGGAAAUUAAUGAAGAAAGCCCAGACCCCCCUGGGAAAUCUUCCACUAGAGAUCCUCUGUUACCUCACGGCAUACGUAGACGAACUGGCCCUCAAUGGCCAGCUACCUAUUCCGAUGCAACAGACUACUGCCUACAACCAACUUCAAGCCUUGAACGACGUCUUAGUCGGUACCGAGCGAGUUCUCAAUACUCCCCUUCCUAUUGCUUAUGCCAUCGCUAUUUCGCAAAUCACCUGGAUUUAUGUGUUCCUCCUGCCGUUCCAAUUGUUCCUCCAACUUGACUGGAUAACGAUCCCAGCUACCGUCGCUGCGUCUUAUAUCAUCCUAGGUAUUUUCUUCAUAGGCCACGAAGUCGAGAACCCUUUCGGCAACGACGUCAACGACUUGCCUCUGGAUCUAUUCUGUCAGCAGAUCGUGCAGGAUAUGGAAACCAUUGCGGCGCGGCCCAAACCUCGCCUCUCCGAAUGGGUCGAGAACCCAAAGAAUAAGGUCUUAUAUCCUCACAGCGAAUCGGGCUACAGCGUGUGGGCGCAGCGACCCGAGUCAGCUAUUCGGAGCGCGCUACGGAACCGGCCCCACGCCGGGUUUGACAAGAUGGACGGGAGUAGUGGAACGGGAGCCCAGAGCGUAUAAGAUUGCGACGUCGGAUUACAUCUAGGUUAUGGAGAAGUUUUGGGGUUGCUAGGACUCUAUCCAUUGAUAGAACUAGCUCUUCUAAAGGUAAUCCAUUCUUUUACAUACUUCUUAAGGAUAUGCUUCGUAAAGGAAGUCCAUUAUUUUCGCGAAGCAUACCUAUAUACUUGCAUUCUUGGAGUUUUCUCCAUAACGUCUUAAUCAUGGGGGACAGGAAAAAUAGGAAGGCGUGUUGGCGGUAUUAUUUGUGUCAUUUGGGUUUUAGCGGGAAUGCGGGUUUUUUGAAAAAAUAAAAUAAAAUAAAAUAACCUUUCUUAUUCGUUAGAGGUAGAAAAAUAAGGGCAAAAGUGCGAAUUAACGAUGCUGUUAGGCAUGGAACAUUUAGGUAGUCAAAUACAUAUAUCGGUACCUACCUAUAUUUCGGAAUAUAUUGAUGUUGCAGUUUUGA
Molecule: messenger RNA, 2257 nt
Organism: Daldinia vernicosa
Lineage: Eukaryota; Fungi; Ascomycota; Sordariomycetes; Xylariales; Hypoxylaceae
Product: UPF0187-domain-containing protein
Exons: 4
Coding region: 391-1809 (472 amino acids)
Molecular function (GO): chloride channel activity
Source: RefSeq, a predicted model, not a curated record